Peniophora sp. CBMAI 1063 is the source of this 1908-nucleotide messenger RNA. The record is from the annotation of a GenBank genome assembly. NCBI's taxonomy places the organism in Eukaryota, Fungi, Basidiomycota, Agaricomycetes, Russulales, Peniophoraceae.
AUGGAGGCGCAUUCAAACCACGUUGACGUGAGUCCACGAGAAUCAGGAGACUCGGAAAACGGCAAGGCGGCGAUCUUGACGGCAAUACAAGCGCGAGCGGGUGCCUAUGACGCGUUAAUGCACAGCGCGACGCACUCUGGAUCUGAGCCCCGAAGUACGCGACGUGCAUACUUGGACGUUGAACUUUCGACAAUUGACGCAGCUCUCGCUGAGCUCCGACGGCGGCGCAAUCUGCUAUCGCCUGCCUCGGGUUGUCCUCCCGAAGUCCUAUCGAAUAUCUUCCGCCACUGUAUGGAGCUCGAGCCCAACCACUACCCGGAUCCGAAGGACUAUGUAGGCUCUAUAACUGGUGAACUUUGCCCUCGUCUGGGUUGGAUGAAAGUCGUCCAGGUUUGCAGCUCUUGGAGACGGGCGGCGCACGCCGACGGGAGAUUAUGGACGACAGUCACGACCAGUCUUGGCGCGCGAUGGACCGCUGAAAUGAUGAGACUGAGCAAGGGCUUGCCUGUCUAUUGGGACUUGCACCUUCCCACUACCCUCUCAAUGGACCAAAUCUCGCCGCUCUCCCUGCUACGCGACAGCGCGUCCCGAAUGUACGGUUUACGCAUCCUAUAUGAUGGAUCCGAUCCAACUUAUAGGGCCCGGCAGCAGCAGCAGAGUCUUCACCAUCUGCCGACUCCUGCACUUGAGUCCCUGAUAAUCUACCUUCGUGACUCCCCAUUCUUGCCGUUCAAUGGCAUGUUCCGCGACAAGGCUCCCAAACUUCAGACACUCUAUGUACAUAACGCCGAACUGCCUCGGCAACUCAUGGGACGACAACUCACCGAGCUCACUCUCCUUAUGGACGACAAAUAUCGAAUUUUCUUCGAGGCGCGAGAGUUCGUGCGACUGCUUCGUGAGCUUCCGAACCUGGCGUCCCUCUGUAUCAAGAACCACACGUUCGGCGUGAACGAUAGGGACGAGGAAGCAAAUUCUCAGGAUGAAAUGGUCGCGCAGUGUCCGAAUCUGACAAGUGUCACUCUUCAUCUCGAGAAUAUCGCCGGUUCGCUCUUCAUCUUCAACCAUCUUGCGACUAAUACGAGCGCACAAGUGAGCCUAGCCGGUCACUACCAUCCGGACCAUCCGGACCCGGCCGCCCCCGCUCAACAAGAUGCCGCCAUUGCGCGCUUUGCCGAGCGCAUGGCAACGAAUCCCAUCUGUGCGGACAUGCGCACAGUGGAAUGGCGCAGUUAUGGCGUCGCGCACACGCCUAUCCGUGAAGAGGCCGACAGAGUGGACAGGGUCUACGAGCGAACUCUCACUCUAUCCGCCUGGCGAGCCAAUCGACACGGCUACCUCCUGGCGGAUUACGCCGGGUAUAAAUCGCCUCCACCUCCCGAUCUCAAGAUCACCCUGGGCUUCAGGGCCUAUCAACCUGAGCUCGAUCCAGAAGAUAUCCUUCCCUGGCCACAACCGUUCCCCUCUGCGUUGAACGUGUCUUUACAGACAACGGGACGCCGUCGUUUCACCGUCGGAUCUUGGUCAGACGUGCUCUCAAGCUUCCCUCAACUAAAAUGGCUACGAGUCGACAGAGAACUCGCCGAAUACUUCCUCAAGAACCUGAAUGAAGAGUUCGGCCCCAGCUUCCCACGAUCCAUCAAGACGCUCGCGCUGCUCGGCGUCUUCUGGGGAACGGACGAAGAUGACAAGCUUGAAGAGUUGUCAACGGACCAAAUGUUGGCCAAUGUAUGGACCGAGGCGCAGGAAUCGGACGGCGCGCUUGAGAAUGUCAUCGUGGGGGACGUACUCAGUUGCAGUGGCGAUUGGCAAGCGUGCAUUGACGAAGCGGGGGUGGCGUUUGAGUUCGUCAAACGCCCGGAGUGGAUGGAUGAGAGUCAUGAAGAUUGGGACGAUCGUACAGAUUGGUGA